Messenger RNA from Bolinopsis microptera, 1236 nucleotides. RefSeq names its product mevalonate kinase-like. Gene Ontology annotation, biological process: isoprenoid biosynthetic process; isopentenyl diphosphate biosynthetic process, mevalonate pathway. The record is from RefSeq and is a predicted model, not a curated record. Gene Ontology annotation, cellular component: cytoplasm; cytosol. NCBI's taxonomy places the organism in Eukaryota, Metazoa, Ctenophora, Tentaculata, Lobata, Bolinopsidae. The transcript has 5 exons. Gene Ontology annotation, molecular function: mevalonate kinase activity; ATP binding. Bases 12 to 1121 code for a protein of 369 amino acids.
UGUCUUGUAAAAUGGCUGACGUUUCUUGUAGGCUGAUGAAGGUGAAAGUGCGAUGCCCGGGUAAAGUGAUAUUGUUUGGCGAGCACGCCAGUGUGUACGGUUACCCCUCUCUGGUCACCACUGUCUCAGCUUAUACCCAGGUAGAAAUAGAACAGCUGAUAGAACCUGUAAUCAGAUAUGAAGCCCCAGCAUUCGAUUUCAAGUUGGAGUGUAAGGUGACACUGUUUGAUGAUGUGACCCCUAUCAGAGAUGAAGUGUCUGAGAAACAGGCCUGUCAGCAGAUCAGACACAUUCUCUCACAAAAACAGAGCGUCACAGAAGAAAGUUGGUUUCUCCUCCUUUAUUUCUACCACAAGAUUGUACCUCACACUGACCGAUCCCGAUUCGGAAUUAAAGUAACCGCUACAACCGACCUCUGGCCCGGCGCAGGUAUGGGUUCCUCAGCCUCCUACUGCUGCAGUCUCGCCCUAGGAUUGUUAACACUUUGUAAUGGAGACAUUUCUUCUGCGAACAUUAACAGAAUCUCUUACCAGGGCGAAAAGGUAUUUCACGGCACCCCCUCCGGAGUAGACAACACCGCCUGCACCUUUGGAGGAUGUAUGAUGUACAACAAAACCCGGCAGAAGGACUUCUGUCCAGUUCCCGCCAAAACCACCCCUCGUCUCUUGGUUAUAAACUCUAAACAAGUCCACAACACAGCCGCUAUAGUCGGCCAAGUUCGACUACAGCACCACAAGCUCACUAACACUUUCCAGCGCAUCGGUGAGAUAGCACUGGAGGGGGAGGAGCGCCUGCGGGCAGGCAGGGAUAUCAGCGCCCUGAUUACAGAGAACCAUAACCUGCUGAACAGUCUGCCUGCAGUCUCUAACCAGCACACUGACAGAAUAGUACAGAUCUGUCGGGACUAUGGGGUGUCUGCUAAGAUUACAGGAGCUGGAGGGGGCGGGGUUGUUAUUGGCAUCAUCAACCAGCACACUCACAACUUGGGGGAUCUGAUCAAAAGUCUGAAAAUUGCGGGGUAUGAAGUGCUGAAGGACCUGGAGACUGGUGUUGCGGGAGUGCACGUGGUUGAGGAGGACACAUAUCUGCACUGUUCUGAGUGGACAGAGUGUUCCUCUUAAGUAAGGGUGCAUUUAGGUUAUAUCGUCCUACUCUGGACAAGUGCUGGAAUACCAGUAACAACACUCAUAGGCAUUUUAGCUCACUUUUAUAUAGGCAAAAUAUUAUAUUAUAUGG